CAACACUUUGGCCCGUCCCACCGACCUCUUCACACCCUCGGCCUUUGUGUCCCCUCAGUGAGUCGUGCAGCCAUCCGAGCUCUGGCUGGAUCCCAUCCGUCCCGCAAGACCGCUCUCCUUGCUGACACGCUCGAUCAGGUCCCACCCAUAUCACCUCCCGCAGGUUCACCCCGGCGGUAUAACAAUGAGCACCAUGCACUCCUCGGUCCUCCCUCAGUCGUCGGACACCAGCUUUGACUACUUCGCCCAGAGCUCGCUUCCCUUGACCAGCCAGCCCUCCGCACGUGACUCGCGCACGCCGCGGACCCUCCCAGCGCCGCCGUCGUCGUCACCCUCUGCGCAACGUUCGAGGAGGCAGGGCGCCAUCCAGCGACGGAGCCGGUCACGCUCGGUCACGUCCUCCCGCCGAAGCCGCGCGAACACGCCGCAGCCCCAGGAAGCCGUCAUGCCGCCGUCGGGCGCCUUCUCGUACAAGCCGACGAAGCACCUCGCCGACAUGUACUGCAACGGCCGGAGGGUCUUGCCGAUGUUGAACGUCCGGCAACACAAGAGCUUCGACAUCGCCCCCGACGAGAGCAAGUACGUCGGAUACCGGAGGAACUACUUCUGCCUCGACACCGCCUACCAUCUGGAGCUGCAGCCCACGCCCGAGAACCCCCACGAGCGCGAGCUCGCCCGCGGCCACAUCACGGUCAACGACCACAUCGUCAAGGCCUUCGCCAUCUCCAUCUCCGGCAUCGACAACUCGCACAGCGGCAAGGUCGUCGAGCUGGUGCAGUUCUCGCCCAAGCGCGACCACGGCAAGAAGGGCAGGCCGCCGCUCCACCGCGUCGCGCCCACGCUCAGCGAGUUCGUCUCGCCCCUCGGGAACGGACCCGCCGCGCACGCGCUCCGGUCGUCGUCGUACGCGGAGGGGCCCAUCCUGCAGUACCAGGACGCCCGGGACCCUUGCCAGCUCGACAAGAGCCUCUACGGCCACGGCGAGGAGGUGCCCGACGGCACGGUGACCAACCACACGUGGGAGCGCAUCCAGUUCAAGAACGCCACCGCCAACAACGGCCGCCGCCGGCAGAACCAGCAGGCCUUCAUGGUGGUCGUGACCCUGUGGGCCGACAUCCGCGAGACGCGGGAGAACGGCCGGACGCCGUACUGGCUCCCCGUCGCCAAGUGCCACAGCGACGAGGUCGUCAUCCGCGGGCGAUCGCCCAACCACUACCACCCCAAGGGCGGCGGCGCCUCCGCCGCCGCCAGCGCCAGCAUCUCGCGGAUGCAGCUGGAGGCCCCCACCCCCCAGGCGAUGGGCCUCGGCAGCGGCAUGCGUCUGUCCGCGGGUCACAGAUCGCACGCUCACUUCCCGGCCUUGACCAACUCCCACCACGCCACGAACACGGUCGGCAAUUUCCGCGGCCAGGCCUUCAGCAGCAACAACGAGUCGACCUUCGGCCAGCUGCGCACCCACUGGUCCGACACCGGGGCCUACCCCAGCGCCAACGCGCACCACUACGGCGGCGCAGCACAGCCCUUCGACCCGAGUCGAGGCGCUGACCGAGACUGGGAGUCGGGCUCGGAGCCCAGCAUGCCCAUGGAGCUGGACCCUCUGCUCGAAGAAGCCGGGCCAGCAGAGACGAUCGAGUCCCCGUCCCUCUUCGACGGCUCCCGGCGUCGCUCCUCGUCGCUCUCCCACUCGGCCUUCAGCCCCAGCAUCGCCGGGACGCCCUUCACGGUCUUCAGCCCACACGACCUCUCCGCGCUCGCGGAGUCGCCCUGCGCUCUCGCGACAUCGCCGCGGAGCGACGCAUGGGGCUCGAUCGAGGGCAUGCGCCCGAUGGACCUCGCCGCCGCCGCCGACCACGACGCGUCCCCCUUCUCGCCGGCCGGUCACGAUUGGACCGCGGACUUGGAGGAUGGGUUCGGCGACGCGUCGAUCCUGUUGGUCUCGCCGACCCUCGCUGCCACGGCGGCGCCGGAGCAUCUCUCCUCGCCGUCGUAUCCGAGGCUCGAUGGUGCUGCUGCGUCGCCGCAGUCGGAGCACUAGUCUUCAUGUUCUCGUGCGAGCGAGGAUAAAGUAUUCGGCCGUGCCUUUGUCGUCG
Messenger RNA from Dissoconium aciculare CBS 342.82, 2090 nucleotides. RefSeq names its product p53-like transcription factor. Gene Ontology annotation, molecular function: DNA binding; DNA-binding transcription factor activity. NCBI's taxonomy places the organism in Eukaryota, Fungi, Ascomycota, Dothideomycetes, Mycosphaerellales, Dissoconiaceae. Gene Ontology annotation, biological process: meiotic cell cycle; positive regulation of transcription by RNA polymerase II. The transcript has a single exon. Gene Ontology annotation, cellular component: nuclear chromosome. The record is from RefSeq and is a predicted model, not a curated record. Bases 185 to 2035 code for a protein of 616 amino acids.